AUGGAAAGGUCAGAAUUCGAACAUAUUCAAGAUUUCAAAGACUCGCAACCUCUUCUAGAGGAGAGUGAACCUGUCAGCAGGAGCCAGAAAGCGUUCAAGCUAUCAUGGAACACUAUUUUCACAACCCUAACAGGAUUGUACAUCCUGAUAUCGGCACCUUUCAUUAUCUGGCUGUUAAGGAAUCGCAUACCUCAAACAUAUUCCCCUGCUGCUCGUAUUCUCUCUUACUCGCGCCAGCCAUUAUAUUUCGGCGAGGAGAAGAAAUACACAGGAGUCCCCGAGGACGUAGACGACGCAUGGGAUAACUUGCUUGCACCUAUGAACAUUCGUGCAACCAAGAAGGAACUAGAGCAGGCUCGUGCAGACUUUGGAGAAGACAAUGUUCUGCUUACAGACGGCGAUUAUGUCUCCGUUCUGUCAGUGUAUCACGAGCUACACUGCCUCAAUGCUCUUCGAAUGAACAUCUAUCACGACCACUACUAUCCGAACAUGACUGAAGAUGAGUUCAAGUACAACAUCGAACACAUGACCCAUUGUGUUGAUACUAUCAGACGCAGCCUGAUGUGUAAGGCAGACGUAGCCCUGUAUUCGGCCUACUGGAUCGGUGAUCAAUAUACGUUUCCCAGCAAGGAGCUCCAGUCGAACUCCGACACGGUUGGUUAUAUCAUAACUUUGCUCCAAAGCUCAGCAAGUCUGAACAUACACCUACGACGCCCUAGCACCAUGAUGGUAUCCAACACAGAAGGCAUCGCCUCCUUUGCUGUUCCCGGGCUUGACAAACCCUGCGAGACCUGGUACAAGGUGGUUGGAGAUCUCGCGUCCCCUAAGACUCCUUUGAUAAUUCUGCACGGUGGUCCCGGGGCUUGCCACGACUAUCUCCUUCCUCUCUCAGAUAUUGCAUCCCACUUUCCAUUGGUCUUCUAUGACCAAAUAGGCAAUGGCAAGUCAACUCACUUGCCUUCCAAAGCCGGCGACGAAGCAUUCUGGUCUGUUGACCUCUUCCGCGCGGAGUUGGACAAUCUACUCGAGCACUUGGGCAUCUCGGACCGCACAAUAGAUGUCUAUGGCCAUUCGUGGGGUGGAAUGCUUGCGGUGGAAUGGGCUGCCAAGUCUCCUUCGGCUGUAAGACUGCGCCGUCUGGUGAUAUCCAACAGCUUGGCCAGUAUGACAGGAUGGAGACAAGGGAUGUCCCAUCUGCGCAGUCAAAUGCCGGCUGACCUACAGGCAGUGCUCGACCGCGGCGAACAGGAGGAGAAUUUCGAGACUCCCGAGUAUGAGGCUGCCAUGGAUGUCUUUUACCAGCGACACUUCAGUCUGGCGCGACCAUGGCCGUGCAAGGAAGUCAGUGUAGCGCUGGAGUGGUUUGGCAAGGAUAUGACCACCUACGGUACAAUACACCGCCCUGCUCAACAUGCUAAUCGUGAGACAUUCAGGUACGGUCCGAGCGAGCUAUACAUCUCUGGCUCCCUCCGCGACUGGACGUCGGUUGCGUUCCUGCCGGACAUCAAAGCUCCAACCCUGCUGAUCAAUGGAGCGCAAGAUGAGGCCCAAGAUGUAGCCAUGCAGCCAUUCUUCGACCUGAUUCCCAAGGUCAAGUGGGUCAAGCUGGACAAUGCAGCUCACUUCUCGCAUGUGGACCAGAGAGACCGUUAUAUGCAGGAGCUAGUUCAAUUCCUUGAUGUACAGUGAAACCAGCCCGUGCGCACGCUUAGAAGGAAGGUCUGUCAGGAGAACGAGACUGGAUGUUAGGAAGUUCCGUGAUGACACUAAAAAAACCACUUCCUCAUCUUAGAC
Pseudovirgaria hyperparasitica is the source of this 1794-nucleotide messenger RNA. Its product is annotated as proline-specific pep. NCBI's taxonomy places the organism in Eukaryota, Fungi, Ascomycota, Dothideomycetes, Acrospermales, Acrospermaceae. Gene Ontology annotation, molecular function: peptidase activity. The transcript is spliced from 6 exons. Bases 1 to 1689 code for a protein of 562 amino acids. The record is from RefSeq and is a predicted model, not a curated record. Gene Ontology annotation, biological process: mycotoxin biosynthetic process; proteolysis.